Messenger RNA from Styela clava, 815 nucleotides. NCBI's taxonomy places the organism in Eukaryota, Metazoa, Chordata, Ascidiacea, Stolidobranchia, Styelidae. The record is from RefSeq and is a predicted model, not a curated record.
CGUAAUUGACGCAAACCCUGAAUAUUUGAUACCACAACGAAUAGAGAUUUAAAUUCAAUAAAUCAAUACACUCAUAUAGUGGUAUGCCUUCGCGAAAUUCAUUUUUGAGAGACAAUUAGAGAAGAUAUCAGUGACUCAAUUACUGGAACAGUACCGUCGACUUACCAGUUUCAACAUUUGUUUUAUUGAAAAUGAGGCAAAUUUUAAUUAUUCUCUUGGUCGUCAUACUUUCGAGUUAUCCACUCCAUAGCAAUGCUAGGAAACAUAAUCGAAAUAGAGCAAUAUCAGAAGAAUAUUGUAACAUACGUCAAAACAAUGUGAGAAGAAAGAUGAAAGAAUGCUCCGAUUUCAUUCAAAAUUGUCAGCAUGUUAUGGGCACAACAGGUAUUAGUCUCAAUAUAACGUACGCCGAAAGACAGCGAGUGAUGGGAGAAUAUUCCGAAAAAACAUGCCCAGAAAUGACGGAAAAAUACUUAGUAGAACAUGAGAACGUUAAUGGAGCAAGAAGUAUUUCUCCAUAUGACAUUGUACUGGACUACGACCCCAUGAGGUUUCCCAAGAAGAUCUUUCAAUAUCGAUGCCUUUGUAAAGGGUGCAUUGAUAUGAAGACAAGAAGAGAGAAUUUGAGUUUGGUAUCAAAAGAAGUCACAGCUGACAUAAAUGUCUACUACUACAAUGGCACAAUCGCAAGAUACACGGUCGUUACUGGUUGCACUUGCGUAAUGCCUAUAAUGAUAGAAAGAACAGCUAAAAAAUAAAUUAUUACUAUGCUCAUUCGAAUCGUCCAGGCCUUGAUCGCAUUUUGUUGAACUUUA